AUGAUAGAUCAUUUGAAAGAAACCUCGAAUAGAGAAAUUAUUACGAAAAUAGUUGAAAAGCUUUCCAAAUUAUCAGAAGACAACGACAAAUUCUUUUCAUGUUUAUGCAAGUUAUGCCAAAAGUUCUACAAUAGCAAGUCAAAUUCAUACGCAGAGCACAUUUUAGAAAAAAUUUCAGAUAUAAUUCACAUUUACAAUCAAAAAAGCUAUACAUACGAUGAUACAGUUGUAUGUCAGAUAGUACAGAACAGAUUAAACCUAUUUGAAAUCUCAAUUUACAAAUGUUUUUCAGAAAUCACAUAUAGAAAGCAAAAUGAGUGCUUAUCAGCUCUAUUUUUAUCAUUAGUAUCAAGUAUACAAGAUGUGUCGAACAGUAACCCAGGAAAAUUUAAAAUUCCUGAAUCAACAAAUUUAGAAUUUUCAGAAUUUACUGAGAAACCAUCAUAUUCAUCCACAGAUUUCCAGCACAAUGUAGAAUAUCAGUCCAUAUUCGAUACAAAAGUCCCUGGAAUCAAUUCUUGUUUAAAUUAUUCUUCAAUUUUCAAUGAAAACUUUUAUGAAAAGAUCAAACUUGUUCAAAUGGUCUUCCAGUCCGCAAAAUCCUAUUUAACGGACAUUUUCUUCUCAAAUAUGAGCAAAUAUGGAUUUUUGAACGAUGAUGUACAACCAUAUCUUUGUUUUCUCCUUCUUUUGCAAGAAUCAAAAGGUUUUUCGACCGGUAUCUUCGAUGCGAUCAUAAACUAUCGAAUUUUUGACCCUUCGAUUCAUAUGUUUUGUCCUCCAAAGGAUUACGAGUACAUUGCGUUCAUCAGACAACUUGCAUUGCAAACAGUUGUUGCAAAGAUGCCUACGAUGCUUCCAAAAGUCUUGGAAAAACAUGUUAAUCAUCAAUUUCUUUUUUCAGAGCUUUGUUUGAGGAUACAAUCGAUGAUAAAGAAUGGUGUAGUCUUUGAAGACCGCCAUUUCACAUUAUUCAUCGAAGUUGAACACAAAUUAAGAAAAAUUUACGAAAUUUCGGAAGAUUACAGAGAAAUCGCUAUCAAGGCAAGAUCUUCCAUUUUCGUAUUGAUAUACUCUAUAAUGAAUAGCCCGGCAAUAACAGAAGCAAGUUAUUCCUCAAAAUACUUUUCAACUUGCUUUUUAACAGCAUUUUUCGAGCCACACUUUUCGGAUCUAGUUUUUGAGAAGCUCCGAUCGGUUUUUCAAGUGGCCAGCUCUGAAAUUGAACAAACAACAGAUUUCGUAGCAAAUGCGUUGAAAACGUUAAAGUAUAAUACAAGUACAUCUUAUACUUCAUCAUUGGCUUCAAGAUUAUUGGCUUCUGUUGGUGAUUCUAUUCCUUUAAACACAUCUUUGGCAUUAUAUUGCGAAAAUGUUCUUAAAAACGCAAUAGAAUACACUGAAGCGUUUCCAAGUCAAAGCUUCUUGACACAAAUCAUGCAGUUGUCCCUUCAAAUGUUCCUUUACCACUUGGAUUUCGAAUAUGAUUUAAUUACUACAACAAAAGUGUCAAAAAUCAUACGCCAAUUGGAAGGACCUGAGUUAUCUGAUGCUAUUAAACAGAAAUUACUCUGUUUUCUUUCAGCAUCUCAAUCUGUUCAUCAAAAUUUUUUGUCAUUGAUCCGAAAACCGUCAGUUUUGACCUUAAUGUUCUCUGUCUAUUCAUGUGGGAAGCAUUUUAAGGAGCUUUUCAAGCUCUUAAACGAUCUUAUUAAUUAUUCAUCGUAUAAUCUAUUGAUGAUCCACAAAGGAGAGGUAGAUUUGAUACUUUGUGACAUGGUAUCGAACUUUCCAAACUCAUUCUUCUUCAGAGGAUGCGAAAUUGACAACUUUUCCGAUGAAUCAGAGAUAAUUAACAUGAUUAUGCCUUUGUUCAACAAACUUAUUUCGAUUAAAUCAUCUACAAUUGUUGCACAAAGGAUAUUAAAUAUCAUGAACCCGAAAGAUGGUAAGUUUAACCCAUUAGUUUUUCAAUUUUUGAGUCAAUUUUUCUUGACAAUCAAAACUAUCCAAAAUUUACCUUCAAUUUUGUAUCCAAUUGCCAUGAACAAGACUUUUUGGAGUGUAUCCAAUCUGAACAAGAAAAAUUUCUUCACAGAAAACACUAUUUCUUUUUGGAUAAAAGUGGAUCAAGCGUUGGCAAAUCCGUUAAACAAAAAACUGUCAAUUUUGAGAGGAAAUUAUUCAGAUGGACGUCACUUUUUCGAAAUUUCUAUUAGACAAAGUCAUGUUUAUUUUGAAAUUAAUUUAGGAGAAAAAUCUGCUGAACUACAAAUAGCGGAACUUGACAAUUCAAAUUGGAAUUGCAUUGCAAUUGUUUUUAGAAGAGUUCCUGAUAAAAAGAAUGUUCGAAUUACUGCAAGAUUGAAUCAGAACAAACCACAGUCAUCAACAAUAGAUAGUUGUUUAGAUCAAGAUGAUUUAUUUUCAAUAAAUUUCGGAAAUAAUUGUGAAAUUAAUCAAAUUGACACUGAAAAAUUAAUUUGUUCUUAUCAAAUAUCUGCUGUUAAUUGUUAUUCCAAAGUUAUUUCAAGUGAAGAAUCAGAUACUGUUGCUUUGAAUUCAUUGGACUUUGUUUUACCUAAUGUUCCUGUUUUGUUUUCUUUCAAUAUAAAAGAAAAAAAUCCAACAGAUAAAAAACAAAAAACAUCUGUUCAAAUCCAAGAAUUGUUUGGUUUACAAAAUGUACAUAAAAUCAUGCCAAACAUUAAUGAUAUUUUCAGUAAUUAUAUACCAAUGAUUUCUUUUGUCCCUGUAUUUGGAAAACUUGAGAAUUCACCAAAGGAUUAUUCUUGUGUUUUGGUUGAUUUCAUUUUUUAUUGUUUUGGAAAACAAAUUUUGACAGUAAUUGACGAAAUUCCAUUUUAUUUGGCAAAGUCACCGUCAGAAAUACUGACUUACCAGUUGUAUAGAAGAUUUUAUAAUUUGAUUGAUUUGUUUACGACUAAUGAUGAAUUGGCGGUUUUUGUAAACAAAAUUUUGAUGAAUGGCGAAUUAUGGGCAAAAAGUCCACCUUCGACAAUACAGAAAGUGCUGAGUCAUUGGUCUACUGCAUUGAUAGAGAUAAUUAGAGAAAAUGACAAAAUAUUGAAUAUUGAUUUUUAUAAUAAGAUUUUGUCUGUUUACAGGAAAUAUUUCUUUUUACCUGAUGAAAAGAAAACAAAAGUGAAAGAAAUAAAAGAAGAAAACAACGAUUAUGAGAAUCCAAAUGAAAUGUAUAAUGAAAUGAAAGAAAUAGAAUUUGAUAAAAAUAAUAAUCUUCAAAAUGAAAAAGUGACAAAUGAUCAAAAAGUGACAGAAAAACAAAAUAUUUUAGAAAACAAAAAUUCUCAAAAUGAUAAUAAUUUAGAUCAAAAAGUGACAAAUCAUCAAAAUAUUUUAGAUGAAAACAAAAUAAUUCAAAAUGAAAAAUCUAAUUUAGAAGAAAAAGUGAUAGAAAUUUCCGAAAAUCAAGAUAAUAAAAGUGAUCUUGAUCAAAAAUCUUUAAGUGAAAAAGUAACAGAAAGUGAAAAUCUUCAAAAUGAAAAGGAUUCAAACAACAAUGAAAAUAAUGUACAAAAAGUGACAAAUAAAAAUGAUAAUUUCCAGUUGAAUGAAAAGACUAAAAGGAUUUCACAGUCAAGUGACAAAUCGAUAGAAAUGAAGAAACAAAACAUUUCUAAAAAUGGAUUAGACUUGAACAUGAUUUUAUUCUUCUUUGAUAGAUUGAUUAGUGAAUUAUCACCAAAUUUUUACAAUGAUGAUUUGAUCGAAUUGUUUAUUUCACAUGGAAUUUUCUGUGAAAACAAAACAUUGACAAGUCGAAUUCUUGGUUUAUUACCAACACUUCUUCAUUAUCACAGGAAAUGUCCAAUUGAUGUCACACAAAUGAUGCAUUUAGUUAGUCUUCAAAACCAGAAAGAAUUUAUUUUCAUUUUUUUAUAUUCUAUCCAAGUUUUCUAUCCAUCGGAACUUUACAAACAGAGUAUUUUGCUUGGAUACCACAUUCCUCAAGACAUCAAAUACGAAGACAUCUGUUCAUUCGAAGGCGAAUUAAAUCCAUUAUCCGCAUUUCCAAUUAUCUUGAUUGUUUCAUUACGAAGUUCAUCAGAAACACAAAAAUCUAUUUUAGAAAAAUAUGAACAUUUAACAACAAACAAAGAUAAUUGUAAAGAAAUCACAUCACAUUCACAUUGGUACAUUUGGUUUAUCUUAUUUGCAUUACAAGUUGAUCCAACAUUGCAUCCACGAUCAUCAGAUGUUUUAUCUAACUUGAUUUUGUCGGAUUUCGAUUCCGAAGUUACUGAAAGGAUAUUUUCACAUUUAGAUGUCUUGCGAAUCACAACAAACUUCCAAGUUAUUAAAAUCAAAGCAUUAAUUACUAAGCGUUUGUAUGAUUGUCUUAAAAGUGAUAGCAAAUCUAUGCCAUUUUUGAUUUCAUUCUGUUUCUCAACAUUGUUUAUGCGAUUGACUCGGUCAUUACACAAUGAUUCAUUGAUAUCUAUUGGAUUUGAUUCUAAGUUUCAUGACGAUUGGAAGAAUUGUAAACUUCCAAACAGAUUUCAAAAAUUAACAAGUUUCAAUCAGAUCAAAAAUGCAUUUUAUCUUCCAAAUAAAUUACAUUGCUCAUAUCGAUUACAUUUAGCAGAUAACACAAACAUUCCUAACAGUCAACAAUAUAUAUUGAACAUUUUGUUAGAUUUGUUAGACAAAACACCACUUUUCACACCAAUUCUUCAUGUUAUUCAGUUGAUUUCUCGAUAUCCACGCGGCAACUUUGAGAAGAAAUCAUUGAUUCUUAAGAUUGUUUCAGAACGAGAGUUUUUAGUUUUACAAGGCUUUCUUUCAGAACGUUUUGAUAAACUGAAAAGUAUUUGUUCAAUUAUUCAUUCGUUUUUUGACAACUUUGAUUUUGUUUUGAACGAAAUUAACAGUCGACUCAAUCAUUUGACCGAUCCAUCAUUUAAAUACUAUGAUGAAAUCAAGGUAAUCAAUGAACGAAUUUCUAAUAACAUUGUUCAAGAUCAAACCGAAAUGAAGAAAUCAUUGAAACAUCUUAAUAAUUUUGAUUGUUGUCAAAUGAAACGAAUCAUUUCACAUGAUCAUUUCCAUGAAGAAUUUCAAGAACCAUCUAAUUUUGUUCAAGGUCGUCGAAUCAAACUUCUUAAAGAAUAUGAAAUUUAUGUUUAUGUUGAAGACAAGAAACUUAUUUUAUAUUAUGAUGGAAAGAAAGUUAAAAUCGAUCCAAGCGAUGUUCAAGCUAUUCUUUGGCGUUCUCCAAUGCAUAUUCAAACAGGAGUUGAGAUUUAUCUUAAAACAGGGAAAAGGUAUUUUAUUGAUUUUUCACCACAUAAGAACAGUGUUUUCUUCAAUUUAUUGAAAGAUUUUAAGUUUUCUAAGAAAUGUAUUAUCCAAAAUGUUCCAUACAAAGAAUUUGUUAAAGAACAAGAUCUUCUUCAUCAGUUCCAAAGUAGUCAAAUCUCAACAUUUGAAUUUUUGCUCAAAUUAAAUUUGUUUUCAGGUCGUACAUUUUCAGAUUACAAGUUGUAUCCUUUCUUCCCUAUUCUUGAAAUGAAUUUCGAUGGUCAAUAUACAAAACGCGAUUUCCGACUUCCAAUCAUUGCACAAACACCAGAUAAACAAAAAUUCUUCAAGAACCAAUUAGAAGACAAAAGUGAAGAUCGAUUCAAUUUAGGAGUUCCUAUGUCAUCACCCAUUUUUGUUGGUAGUUUCUUGUAUCGAAUCGAACCAUUUUUAAGUCUUAACAAAAUCUUGCAUGAAAACAAAGUUGAAGAUGAAGAAUUCUUGUUCACAAGUAUUUCCAAUUAUUGUAAUCUUAUCAAGACAACGAACGAAGACCGAGAAGCAACACCCGAGUUUUUCACACUUCCAGAAGCAUUCAAAGGCUUUGAAAACAAAUUUAAUGAUUAUAUCGAAUGGGUCUACAACAAUCGAAAAGUCUUGAAUUCCAGUGGCAUGAAGCUCGAAAUCUGCAACUGGGUUGAUUCUAAUUUUGGCUUUGCACAACGAGGUAAAUCCGCAAUUGAACGCUACAAUGUUUUCUUACCAUUUUUGUAUGAAGAUGCAUGGUCUAAAAUCAGCGAUAACGAGACUAACAUGGCAAAAGAACUUAUGUCUACAUUAGGAAUUGUUCCUCCACAGAUAUUUACCGAAAAGAUCAAUAUUGAUCAAUUUUCAACACCAUUUUCAGAUUUAGAAAUCUUUCGAUCAUUAUCAUUUUCACAAUUUUUCUCUCAUAAUAAUAGUAAUAAUAACAAUAUUAACAAUACUAAUAGUAGUAAUAAUUGUAAUUUUGUUACAUCAGAGAUUUUCUUUGAAAACAACAUUCAGAAGAUUGUUGUUUUGACAACAGACAACAAACUUUGUAUUUUAACAUCAGAUCUUGUCAACAAACACAUUUCAAUUGACAAGACUUUUGAUGUUGAAUCAGCAAAAUUUUUAACAUCAUCAUAUUUUAGUUUUGUUUACUUAGACAAUUCACACACAUUGCAUUUUCAUUACAAACAUCAAAACAUCGAAAUCAAAGAAACAGAAGACAUCAAAUUUAUUGAUCACGAUUACAAGACUAUCACAACAGCCACACUUAACGGCAUUGUCAAAGUAUACAAAUCAGACAAACUCAUUCGUCGAUUUAAUGUUUUCUGCGACGAAAUUGUUUUCAUCAAGACAUCAGACAAAUUUGGUAUUGUUGUUACAGCUACCGCUGAUAGUUUUUUGUCUAUUUAUUCUAUUUUCGACGGCAACAUCAUCAACACAAUCCAUGUCGAAGGUUUUGUUAAGUGUAUUGAUAUUACAAGUGAAUUUGGAUUUAUUUUGUGUGCUACAUCAACACAUUUUUACAUCAUCACAGUCAACGGCACAGUUGAUAAAUCUAUUCGUAUUUUACGUGAUAUCAGUAUGAUUUGUUCAUGGAUUUCACCAAUUUCAUUUGUUGACUGUGUCUGCACAUCAGAUUCAUCUGGUUCACUUACUAUUUUUGAAGCAUUCUAUCCAGAUAAAGUAUUACUUACAGCAUCAUCAGGCUCAUGUGUUACAUCUAUGAAAUACGACAACAACCUCAUGGGAAUUAUUACUCUUACUAGUUCUAUGAACUUACUUUUCUUUCCUUUUUACUAA
Messenger RNA from Trichomonas vaginalis G3, 7116 nucleotides. Its product is annotated as platelet formation protein family. The record is from RefSeq and is a predicted model, not a curated record. Gene Ontology annotation, molecular function: protein binding. The transcript has a single exon. Bases 1 to 7116 code for a protein of 2371 amino acids. Lineage: Eukaryota; Parabasalia; Trichomonadida; Trichomonadidae.